This is a messenger RNA of Daldinia childiae, 3519 nucleotides long. RefSeq names its product Pumilio domain-containing protein C56F2.08c. Gene Ontology annotation, molecular function: RNA binding. The coding region runs from base 1 to 3519 and encodes 1172 amino acids. NCBI's taxonomy places the organism in Eukaryota, Fungi, Ascomycota, Sordariomycetes, Xylariales, Hypoxylaceae. The record is from RefSeq and is a predicted model, not a curated record. The transcript has 2 exons.
AUGUCAACUGCUAGAUCUGAACAUUUGACUAUUGGCUAUCCCCCUAAGACUGCCAACGGUCGCUCUACCUCACCAACUACCAACAUACCUCCGGUCGAUUCAUCGGGUGCAUCUACCGUUAGAUCCCCAUUCGGCAUGUCUGGCGUCUUGAACCCAUCCGGCAAGAUGGCAGGUACCACGCGUUCCGGGGCUGGUUCUCCUUCGCACGAGACUGCCGGUUCAAGUAGACUCUUCUCCAAAAGAGCGAGAGAAAUCCAAGCUCAAGAGGGCGUUGCUGGCUUGUCUAACAACCCCUGGGGUGGCCCACCGACCAGUGGUAACUCGACGCCUUUACGAGAGAAUAUUCCCGAGUCACCGACCGACGGAUUUCCAGACUUUGCCCAGCUAUCUACUCCUGAUAGUUUACCUUCGACGCGGCGUGCGCGAGCAGGCACUGUCCCAUCUCGAUUCCCUGCUGGUGGAAUAGGAAAUGGUCUUCUCAACAUCCCUUCAAUUUCUUCCCAAUCUACUCGACCUACGCCGUCUCAGAGCCCCUUUAAGUCUCCAUCACCCAGCUUGAAUGAUGGUUCCGACUCUGCUCGAUCUUCGAACCUUUUGUCAAGACUUCGGGCUGGUUCUAUGCCACAACGUAGCCCAUUUGCCCACGGCCCCGGCAGUAGCUCGCCGUUUGGCCCAUCAGUCUUCAGUACUUGGAACCCCAGUGGUGGGCGUGAGAGGGGGAACACCCUCGCAAGCAUAGCAAGCAUUGGAUCUAAUGGGCCAAGUUCGCCGGCUCAGUCUGCGUUUUCUAAGGAAGGACCCGGAGACAAUGACGUUCAUAUGAGAACUCUUGAUUAUCUAGGUCUUGCCGAAACUCCGCAGCCAGCUCGUGCUCAGUUGGCCACCCCUUACCUGCCUGGUCUGGCUGAUUUCACCAAGCAAGCUAACCGAUUCCGUUCUUAUUCGGUCAACAAUAAGGAUAAGUAUGCAGACGAAGAAGACGACGGUUAUGACGAUGAUAGCAUGGCACUCGAAAGCCAAUAUGCUGCGCACCUCCAGGAUCAGUUGGCCGCCACUAAUGCUGCCAUUCACAGUCACAAUCUGGCAGUUCAAGGCCUUCAAGCCUUUGCAUCCCAGGCCACGGUCACUCGGCCCCGUGCCCGAACAGCUGGUGUUUUAGAGCUACAAGGGACAGGUUCGAGGUUGAUGCGAAACUACUAUCCUACUCCUUCCCGUCUUGACAACUCGAUGACGGCUGCCGAGAUUCGAUUGCCAGAAGAAAAGGAGUACGACGACCUUCCCACAGCCGUAGCAGCGAUGAAUCUAGGCAGGUCAAACAGCCGGAACAAUGGUCUUCUGACAGCAGAGGAGGCUGGCCUUGAGGGUCCUACGAGUGCACUCUGGCUUGGCAGUAUCCCAACUUCGACAACCACGUCAACUUUAACCGAGAUGUUCAAAUCGUAUGGUCCAAUUUUGUCUGCAAGGGUUUUGACGCACAAGAAUUGUGGCUUCGUGAACUUCGAGAGGGUUGACAGUGCUAUUUCGGCAAAAGCUAGCAUGAAUGGGAAGGAAAUCUUCCCCGGAGCUGGCCCGAUUCGGAUCAACUUUGCUAAGCCGCCUUCUGCAUCGAACACCCCGGGUCACGAUGGAGUGUUCCCGAGUCCUAGCCCUGAUCCCUUUGCCAAGAGCCAAGAUGGAGCUGCUUCUGGUGGCAUUGCUUCCACAGCUGAUAAUGUAGCAAACGCCUCGAACGCGGUGAACGCUGCGCCGGUAAUCCCGCCUUUGCACGAAAUGACGGCAGAUAUUCUCCAAAUCGUCAAGUCCUUUGGCGCCACAGACGAAGAUACAUACCGUAUCUCGCAUAAUCUUCAGCAAGCUAUCCAGUUCAAUACGUUUGCUGACGAAAUUCCUCCAAUUCGAGAGCCCACACACACAAGGGUUCAUGACGCGCCGAAGUUGAGGGAUAUUCGAAAGCGUAUUGACAAUCAAAGUUUGUCUCAAGGGGAUAUAGAACACAUUGCCACCGAGAUGCUCCCUGAGAUCGCCGAACUGUCCUCGGAUUAUCUGGGCAAUACCGUUGUUCAAAAGCUAUUCGAGCACUGCUCAGACAACAUCCGAGAUCUUAUGCUAGCCAAGAUCUCUCCCCACAUGGCAGAAAUCGGCGUUCAUAAGAACGGUACCUGGGCAGCUCAGAAAAUUAUUGAUGUGUGUAAGACGCCUCACCAGAUGACCCUGAUCGUUCAGCACCUGCGUGCGUACACUAUUCCAUUGUUCCUAGACCAAUACGGCAACUAUGUCUUGCAAGGAUGUCUCAAAUUCGGCGCUCCAUUCAAUGAUUUUAUCUUCGAGACCAUGCUCAGUAAGAUGUGGGAUAUCUCUCAAGGCCGAUACGGUGCGCGAGCUAUGCGGGCGUGUCUCGAGAGUCAUCAUGCUACUAAGGACCAGCAAAGAAUGCUUGCAGCAACUAUUGCGCUCCACAGCGUACAGUUGGCGACUAACGCGAACGGUGCCCUUCUAUUGACCUGGUUCUUGGAUACUUGUACAUUCCCCCAGAGGCGUAGUGUUCUAGCUCCCCAGCUUGUCCCCUACCUUGUGCAUCUCUGCACGCAUAAGGUUGCGUAUCUUACCGUUCUGAAAGUCAUUAACCAGAAGGCGGAACCAGACGCAAGAGAUGUCAUUUUGAAGGCGUUAUUCUUUACUCCCAAGGAUCAGACGCUGGAGGCUAUUUUAAGCGACCACUCAUGCGGUGCUACAUUAAUCUUCAAAGUUCUCACUACGCCGUUCUUCGACGAGAGUAUAAGGGGUCAGGUGGUAGAGAAUGUGAAAAGCGUUCUUGUCCGCAUCAAGGCACAGCCUAACCAGGGUUACAAGCGUCUGAUGGACGAAGUUGGUCUAUCUACUCGCAGUGGUGGCGGCGGAGGAGGCGGAUCCCGCGAUCAUUCUGUGGGCAACAAUCCGUCGACUGAACGACAACGACCCGCAUCCCGCCAGGCUCAGGCUAACAACGCUGCCGUACAGCAAAAUUCUCAAUACGGCAACCAGUAUCUGAACCCGCUUAAUCCUACCAGUAACGCCUCGAAUUUUGAUAUGGGCGGUUUCCCGGUACCUAGAAGUGAGAGCGUGGAGUCUGGAAUGUCUGCAUUUCCGUCGUAUGGACCUCAGGGCCCUAUGUACAAUGCAACUAGCGGAUCGAUGGCACCACCGGUAAACAUGCAACAAUUGCAGUACCAGCAAAAUAUGCUCCCGCGUGGAACACAGCCUAUGAACAACUACUUCCCGCCUAUGCAAGCAGGCUUCGGAGGGUAUAGCAAUGCAAACCCCUCAAUGGAUCAAUACCGUGGGCAGAGCGCAGCUAACGGUAGUCCUAUCCAACCGCCCGGGGCCCCUGCCGGCUUCGGCCCCCCUGGCUUCGGAAUGGGAAUGGGCAUGGGAGGUUAUGGCUAUGGCAAUGCUAUGCCCUACAUGCAAGAGCAACCGGUCAACGCCAGGCGCGGACGCGUAGGUCAACCCCCUCAACGGAAGAGGUCACCUCGACCGUAA